Aspergillus uvarum CBS 121591 is the source of this 861-nucleotide messenger RNA. RefSeq names its product putative HAD superfamily hydrolase. Lineage: Eukaryota; Fungi; Ascomycota; Eurotiomycetes; Eurotiales; Aspergillaceae. Gene Ontology annotation, molecular function: phosphatase activity. The transcript has 2 exons. Bases 1 to 861 code for a protein of 286 amino acids. The record is from RefSeq and is a predicted model, not a curated record.
AUGACUCGUCUCAAAAAAGACUUCCCAGCAGUCCGCGCCUGCAUCUUCGACAUGGACGGCCUCCUCAUCAACUCCGAAGACAUCAUCACCCAAUCUACAAACAAACUCCUAGCAAAGUACCACCGACCGGCCUUCACUCGAACAAUCCGGGCUCAGCUCAUGGGCGUCCCGGACUCGACCAGCAGCGAUGCGUUCCACGACUGGGCGCAGUUGCCUGUCCCCCGCGAGCAGUUCGCCGGCGAGCUGCACGAACAGAUGCGCCGCGACUUCCCCACCUGCACCCCACUACCUGGCGCCGAGAAGCUUCUAUCGGACCUCAGCCGCGCACGGAGUGUUGUGUCUUCCUCUUCCUCUUCUUCUUCUUCCAGGGACAGAAUUGCGCUAGCCUUGGCAUCCAGCACCAAAUCUCAGAGUUACGAGCUCAAGAUCACACGGCCAGAAACGAGGCGUCUGCUGAGCUUCUUCCCGCCGGGUUGCCAGAUUCUCGGGGAUGACCCACGGGUGCGAGAGGGGCGAGGGAAGCCCGCGCCCGAUAUUUACUUGGUUGCCCUGCAGGCGUUGAAUUCGGCGGCGGAGCAGGGUGCGAGGCCGAUCUUGCCGGAGGAGUGCCUGGUCUUUGAGGAUAGUCUGGCGGGGGUGGAGGCUGGAAGACGAGCGGGGAUGAGAGUUGUUUGGGUUCCGCAUCCAGAUGUGGCGAAGGAGUACCGGGGUAGGGAGCCGGAGGUGCUGGCGGGGAGAUCGGGGAUGUUUCGGCUCGAGGACGAGUGGCAGCUAGGCGAGAUUGACGAUGGCUGGGCGGAAUGUAUACCGAGCUUGGGGCAUUUUGAGGCUGGGAAAUACGACAUCCAGAUGUCAUGCUAA